Messenger RNA from Recurvomyces mirabilis, 1275 nucleotides. RefSeq lists its product as uncharacterized. The transcript has a single exon. The record is from RefSeq and is a predicted model, not a curated record. The coding region runs from base 1 to 1275 and encodes 424 amino acids. NCBI's taxonomy places the organism in Eukaryota, Fungi, Ascomycota, Dothideomycetes, Mycosphaerellales, Teratosphaeriaceae. Gene Ontology annotation, molecular function: oxidoreductase activity.
AUGGCCACUGUGAGCGACACAUCAAAUUUGAAUACUGAGUACGAAGCCGUAGUCGUCGGCGCCGGUCCCGCUGGCGUGACUUGCGUCGGCAAUCUACUGGAGCGGAAAGUCGCACCAAUACUAUGGGUCGAUCACGACUUCAAUGGAGGCCGUGUGAACAGCAAAUACCGAGAGGUUCCUUCGAAUACCAAAGCGGCCCUCUUCAUUGACUUCGCGACUGCCGUGGCUCCGUUCAGGAAGAUCGUGAGCGGUACUCCAUCUCGAUCACGAUGGGAGGAGCCUUCCGGAAGCGAUGGAGUGUCGACUGACGACAAGCCGGAUAAGUUACAGAGUCUUCGCCAGCUUGAUCCACAGAAGGGCUGUGAGCUGAGUUAUGCUGCGGAUAUGAUUAUGAUGCUUACGGAAGGGUUGAAGAAAACUCCUGGUGUCACUGCUGUCCGAGGUAAUGUGUCUGAUGCACAACUGUUUGGGCUUACGGAGCAAUGGAAUGUCAAUGUUCAGGGCCAUAAGAAGUCUGCGGAUCCUGCUGAGGCUUUCUCAGCCACGACUGAAAGAUUAAUAUUGUGCACUGGAUCAUCACCAACAGAUACGCCACUACCCGGCAACACGAAAGACAUUCCGCACUUCGAUCUCGACGACGCUUUGUCGCCCUCAAAGAUGUCUGCUAGACUAUCAGGACUAGGACCGACCACGAUUUCAGUCAUUGGGGCCUCGCAUUCUGCCAUUCUCGUACUACGCAAUUUGUACAACCUAGCAUCCUCUAUAAAACCAGAUCUCAAAAUCAGAUGGCUGACUCGCCAUGAGCUCCGUUAUGCAGAAUUCAUGAACGGCUGGAUCUUGCGAGACAAUACUGGUCUCAAAGGCGAGGUCGCUGUGUGGGCCAAGGAACAUCUAGAACCAGAAAACUUCAAGAAGAGUGACGUGAGCAAGUACAUUGAUGCCAUCACUUACGAGAAGGGCAAAGACGAGGCAACAUUCGAGAAGCAUCUCCCUGGCUCAGACUUCGUGGUACAGGCGAUUGGGUAUCAACGUAACGCUACGCCUACUCUGACAACGACUGAUGGCAAGAGCAUUACACCGUAUUACAACCACAAGACUGGUGGAUUCGAGUACGACAGCGGCUCAAAGACCGACCGCACGAAGCUACCAGGUAUGUAUGGUGCUGGUAUUGCAUGGCCGGAGAGGGUCACGGAUCCUCAUGGCAACGUGGAGUAUGCUGUUGGCUUCUUCAAAUUCAUGAAGUAUAUCAAACGUGUUAGUCCUGAGUGGAAUUGA